Molecule: messenger RNA, 1300 nt
Organism: Thalassophryne amazonica
Lineage: Eukaryota; Metazoa; Chordata; Actinopteri; Batrachoidiformes; Batrachoididae
Gene: shisa9b
Product: shisa family member 9b
Exons: 4
Coding region: 156-1298 (380 amino acids)
Biological process (GO): regulation of AMPA receptor activity; regulation of short-term neuronal synaptic plasticity
Cellular component (GO): postsynaptic density; postsynaptic membrane; dendritic spine membrane
Source: RefSeq, a predicted model, not a curated record
CGCAAACACGAGGCGCACUCCGCUUUUACGCGCGGAUGUUGGUUCAAAGAGCCAAACCACAUUUACGCAUGGCGUUGUCGACGGUUUCAAGGAGGCGCGUCCUGGCCGAGGAGAGCUUGUCAGCGCGUGAAGAGCGGGAUAAAAAGUGAGGAACGAUGCGGGGCACGGAUCUGCUGCUCGCGUACUUUCUGGUGAAAGUUCUGGUGUGCGAUGCGGGAGGCGAGCCGGGCCAGCGCGUGGAAGACUUCACGGUCACCGGCUUUAACGAGUCCAAAGAAGAGCAGAGAGGAGUCACGGAGAGCCUGCACACGGAGGAUAAGUGCCGUGGGUACUACGACGUGAUGGGCCAGUGGGACCCGCCGUUCGUGUGCAGGACGGGCAGCUACCUGUACUGCUGCGGCACCUGUGGCUUCAGGUUCUGCUGCGCCUUCAGGAGCUCCCGGCUCGACCAGACCACCUGCAAGAACUACGACACCCCGCCGUGGAUGAUGACCGGCAGACCCCCACCCAAAGUGGACGUGGCUGUGGACACAGCCAAGGAUAAAAGCAACCUCAUCGUGUAUGUCAUCUGUGGGGUCGUGGCGAUCAUGGCACUGGUGGGGAUUUUCACCAAGCUCGGUUUGGAAAAGACGCAGCGGCCGCACAGAGAGAACAUGUCCAGGGCUAUUGCACACGUGAUCCGCCAUCCCGCUUCGGAACACGGCGACGACAUUGGACUGCGUGAUCAGCACUAUGAGAACAUACAGAGCAGGGCAACAGCUAACAGUCUCUAUGGCAGCCAGAUGAACAACGCGUCUCAAGGAUCACCUCUAACGCAGCCUUACCCGGCUGUGGAGCAGAUCACCAGCCCCUACGACGAACUGAAGCCCGGUGAGGAGCUCAGUACGUACGCCACGCUCAAAGCCGUGGCGGAGAAAGCUAACGAUGGCUUCUACGGUAACCGCCGGCUCAUGAUGGAGAUGUCGUCAAAGGGCAGCCUUCCUAUGGAAUCUUUGGAUUUGGAGCCAGAGCCGAGUAAUCCUUACAGCCCGCCCAGACAGCUCUCUUCAAAGCACGACGGAUACAAGUACAAAAGCAGCAGAAGCCACAGUUCUCAGUUGCUGGAUUACGGCUCUGGCUCCGACACUCCAGUCAGCCCAGCGGUGCUGAGAUUCUGGGAGGCCAAGGACACACUGGGACUCAAACUGACCUAUGGUGCAAAGAAACUGUGCAUCAUAGACAAGGAGCUGCACACCACUCGCUACGUGCUUCCACAACCAUACUUUGUCACCAACAGUAAGACAGAAGUGACAGUAUGAGG